Messenger RNA from Prorocentrum cordatum, 324 nucleotides. The record is from the annotation of a GenBank genome assembly. NCBI's taxonomy places the organism in Eukaryota, Dinophyceae, Prorocentrales, Prorocentraceae.
AUGUUAAUGUGCCUGCCCUUCAAGGCAUCCCUGAGUUUCAAGGUCCCGUUGUGUAUGCUCGCCACUGGACCGCAGAAUUCGUUCCGCAUGUCCUUAAUUGUAUUCAUGUCCUUGAAAUUUAUUGUCGGGUCAUGCUCCGCGGCCACCAAAGCAUCGUGCAAUAGCAGCCACAGCAAGGCCACCUUGAUGAUCAUAGGCGCCCACAUUCCGCGAAUGACUGACACUUUGGUGCGAAAGAAACAGCUGAAUCCAGAAUGUCUUGAGCCAACAUGGCUACGGAGGAAGCACUGGGCGCCUCUUGACGAGCGCUUGGAAUCGCCAUGA